AUGCAUUCUCCCUACUCUUUCGAGAAGAAGGUGGAGGAGAUGAAGCCGAGCAAGAGCGACAUCAACUGGGUCAUCAUGGACUACCUGGUCUCCGAGGGCUACCCAGGCGCAGCUGAGAAGUUCGCGCAAGAGUCGAAUCUGUGCCAGCCCACCGAUGUCGAGGGCAUUAGAGAGAGAGUGAGGGUGCGGAAUGCCAUACACUCAGGCCGGAUUGAAGAGGCUAUUGGCAUGGUGAAUGAGAUUGACCCUGAGAUCCUCGACCUUAACCCCCAACUGCACUUCCAACUCCUACAGUUGCAACUCAUCGAAAUCAUCCGCACCGUCCUCGACAAGCAGUCCGCCCAGAAGACUGUAGCUGCUCGGGACUUUCUGCCCGCCAUCACAUUCGCCACCGAACAGUUGUCUCCUCGCGCACCGACAGAUCCUCGGUACCUCACGGCGCUAGAGGAGACCAUGGCACUGAUGGUCUACACACCGGAGAAGAUGCCUGCAGAGUUCAAAAAGCUGCUCGAUGUGAAGUUGAGGGAGAAGGUGGCGUCGGACAUCAACAAGGCCAUCCUGGAGUCGAGGGGUGAAAGGACUGAAGCCAAAAUCAGGUCACUCGUGCGUGCGAGGGCGUGGGCGGAGACACAGGCGAUGGAAGCCAAGAUUACGGUACUGCCAUCUCCCAUCAGGCUAGAUGCAGCCAACAACCAUGCCAAUGGCGAUGACGAUUCCAUGUCUUCUUGA
Molecule: messenger RNA, 729 nt
Organism: Saxophila tyrrhenica
Lineage: Eukaryota; Fungi; Ascomycota; Dothideomycetes; Mycosphaerellales; Extremaceae
Exons: 3
Coding region: 1-729 (242 amino acids)
Biological process (GO): proteasome-mediated ubiquitin-dependent protein catabolic process
Cellular component (GO): nucleus; cytoplasm
Molecular function (GO): protein binding
Source: RefSeq, a predicted model, not a curated record